Drosophila innubila is the source of this 1137-nucleotide messenger RNA. RefSeq names its product myb-like protein AA. NCBI's taxonomy places the organism in Eukaryota, Metazoa, Arthropoda, Insecta, Diptera, Drosophilidae. The coding region runs from base 197 to 922 and encodes 241 amino acids. The transcript has 2 exons. The record is from RefSeq and is a predicted model, not a curated record.
UAGGCGACGAAUGUUGCCUUCGUUGAGUCAAGGGAAUAUAUCGGGGGAGGGAGCUUAGUGUCAUUUUCAUCCGGUAAUAGGCAUAAAUUCAAAUUGUACGGAAUACAUUUCGGAAUACAAUACAUAAACAGGACAUUAAUCGAGGGUGAGGCGUGAGUGAGACGACAACAAAAGCAGUAGUUGUUGUCACAGAAAAAUGGCACAAUUGUGGCAAAUGACCAGAGAGGUGUUUAUCUCGUUGAUGGGACAAUCGGACGGAGGGGACAUGCAUUGCAAAUGCGAUUGGACGGACGAUGAUAAUGAAAAUAGUGAGUUGGAUGAAUCAUCGGGCAUCGGGACAGUCAUUGUCAUCUUUAUGGUAUUGGCGGGUCUGUUCAUUGGCGCCCAUUGGAUACCCAGUCAAUUGACCCAGGGAUCGCGUCUUCAACGACGGGAGCAACAACAACAACUACAACAACAGCAGCAGUUACUACAACAACAACAACGGGGUCAAGCAAGUCGCACUGAAUUGAGAAAGAAGGCAUUAAAUAAGAUUAAUAAUAAUCAUAAUAACACGAUUGCCGACUCACUUGACGAUUGGCAGGAUGUGCUGUUGCCACAAAAUGGCGAGGAGGUAUACUGGCUUAUACAGGCCCAGCAACACAAUCUGCUGCUGCUCAACAAUGAUCAACAGCAACUGCGAAAUGAUCAACAGCAGCUGCGACAGUUGCAACAACAAUUGAUGUUAACACUCUCCCUGCAGGAUGUGUACCACGAUCUGCCCAUCGAGGACAGUGACGAGGAUCAUUUUAGGGAUAUACUCGACUCUAGUCAGGUCGAAUUAACUCUAUUAUCAACAUCCACAUCGACAACAACAACAACUGCCACAACAACAGCAACUGCAACAGCAACGGCAACAACAACACCAAUGAUCAAUAGCUAAAAUUUAUCAUCUGUUGAUCUGUGGAGCGAGCAUGUCUUCUUAAUCUUUCACCUAAUCUAAUUGCCAUGCCAAAGUUAUUCACAAACACUCACACGCACAUCCCAAAUAGACCAGAAUUUCUGACCUCAAACACUUUAAACAAUAUUCCGAUUAUCCACUUUUAGCCGUAUUCCAAAUUUCAAAUAAAUAAUAUCAAUAGGCACCCUCCCUAAAAA